AUGGCGAUCUGUACUUAUAACGCACGUACGCUUGCAUCGGAAGCGGCCAUCGAAGAUCUGAUGAUGCAAGCCAAGAAGAUCAAGUACGACGUCAUCGGACUGACCGAGACGAGACGACGUCACCCUCUCAACGCCGUAUAUGAAACUGGAGAAGAACUGUUCUUAGGAACAUGCGACAGUAGAGGUGUUGGUGGAGUUGGCGUCCUCGUCAACACGAGUAUGGCAAAGAACAUCGACUCUUUUGAACAACUUACGACCCGAAUCGGACGUCUGCGGAUGAGAAGAUGUGGCCCAAUACCAGCUUUGACUAUCUUCGUCGUUUACGCUCCAAGAUCAAGCUACGAAGAAGAAGAAGUCGAAGCUUUCUAUAUGGACCUGGAGAAGUUCUACCAAGAAGAUCAUGCCUUCUACAAGGUCAUAGUUGGCGAUUUCAACGCUAAGGUUGGCCCAAGAAGAACGCCGGAGGAACUUCACAUCGGGACCCACGGCCUACAAUGGAAUGACCAGGGAGAGAGGCUCUCCGAGUUCAUCAUGACGACUAAGACCAUCCAUGGGAACUCGCAAUUUCAGAAGCCCUCUUCUUUACGCUGGACGUGGGAGUCACCCGGUGGAGGGUACCGUAAUGAAAUAGACCACAUCAUCGUCAAUAAAAGGUUCUGCCUGACGGACGUCGGUGUUGUACCAAAGUUCUAUACGGGAUCGGACCAUCGCCUCCUCCGAGGAAGAUUUUCCUUCACAAGGAGAGCAGAGAAAGCCGCCAAGUUCAGAGAGAGAAAUCCCAGGACUACCAUCAACUGGGAUCUCUUCGCUACGCUGGCCGGCUUUUGGGAAGAUUCUGCAAUGGACAACAUCGACGAGGAAUAUGACCGGCUUGUCGAACACCUUCACGACUGCGCGAAGAAGGCUGAGAGUUUUAAAACCACCAAGAGGCGUCUGUCUCUUGAAACUCUUGAGCUGAUACGCCAGCGUGGAGCAGCACGAGCCGCAGGGAACCAAGAACUCACGUCCGAGCUCGCAAGGCUUUGCCGAGAGGCGAUAAAGGAAGACCUUAAAGAGAGAAGAGCAGAAGUGCUGGCUGAAGCUGCAGAGGCGGGGAAAAGCAUACGCUAUGCCCGUCGAGACUUCGCCAGUCGCAUGACGAGGAUGACUGCUCUCCGGAACCCAAAGGGAACAGCCAUUGCAUCGAGAAGGGGGAUGGAGAAAAUCAUCUACGACUUCUACUCUGAUCUCUUCGACAGCCAUGUCCACUUGCCUCCUCACCAUCUGAGGGAAGAUGGACAAGUCAUUCCAGAGGUUCUCCCGUCCGAAAUACGACAUGCUAUCAUGUCGGUAAGAAAUCGUACGGCACCCGGUCCCGACAGAAUAAGACCAGAACACCUGAAGAGCCUUCCGCCAGUACUCAUCAACACCCUGGCGAGGCUCUUUACACGUUAUCUGUCGGAAUGCAAGGUUCCUAAACAGUGGAAGACCAGCAAGACCGUGUUGUUGUAUAAAAAGGGAGAUCCACAUGACAUCGGCAACUAUCGCCCAAUCUGCCUACUGUCCGUCAUCUACAAGCUCUUUACAAGAGUAAUCCUUAAUAGGAUUGAAAAAGUCUUGGAUGAAGGACAGCCAUGCGAGCAAGCAGGGUUUCGAAAAGGAUUCAGCACGAUUGACCACAUUCACACUGUUUCGAAACUCAUCGAGGUAUCACGAGAGUACAAGAUGCCGCUCUGUCUCACCUUCAUCGACUUAAAGAAGGCUUUCGACUCGGUUGAGACGGAAGCGGUCGUGGAAGCCUUGGACAACCAAGGCGUCCCUACUCAAUAUAUAAAGGUACUUCGAGAGUUGUACAGACACGACCGGAAUUUCGCCAUUCUACAAGAACAUCAUCAUUGA
Molecule: messenger RNA, 1878 nt
Organism: Necator americanus (New World hookworm)
Lineage: Eukaryota; Metazoa; Nematoda; Chromadorea; Rhabditida; Ancylostomatidae
Exons: 1
Coding region: 1-1878 (625 amino acids)
Molecular function (GO): catalytic activity
Source: RefSeq, a predicted model, not a curated record